Messenger RNA from Ooceraea biroi (clonal raider ant), 576 nucleotides. RefSeq lists its product as uncharacterized. The record is from RefSeq and is a predicted model, not a curated record. Gene Ontology annotation, molecular function: nucleic acid binding. Lineage: Eukaryota; Metazoa; Arthropoda; Insecta; Hymenoptera; Formicidae. Gene Ontology annotation, biological process: DNA integration.
AUGAGCUCCGAAGGAUGUAAGAAGGGUGCCGUUAGUUCCGAGAAGCGGCGACUCGUCGAGGAACUGCAUGCCCCGGUGAGACGAAAUUUUCCACGAAGACGGUUCAUAGUUCGGGGAUACGAUGACCUGUGGCAGGCAGACUUAGUCGAGAUGCGCCCGUACUCACGUUUCAACAGAGGCUACCACUACAUACUCACCGUCAUCGAUGUGUUGAGCAAGUACGCAUGGGCCGUGCCGCUCAAGAGCAAAGGCGGAAGCGAGACGGCUGCGACUAUCGCCCAGAUAAUUCGAGAGAGCAAGAGAUGCCCGAAAAACUUGCAAACCUAUAUGGGGAAGGAAUUUUACAACACCGACGUGCAACGACUCACGAGGAAACAGGACAUUAAUUAUUAUUCAACGUAUUCGGUAUUGAAGGCAUCGGUCACCGAGCGAUUCUAUCGUACGCUGAAGAAAACGCUAUGUGGCAGAUGUUUACCCUCAAUGGGACUUACAAGUGGGUCGACGCGCUAUCCCAACUCGUCAAGGAGUAUAACACCCGAAAGCAUCGAACAAUUGGCAUGCGACCCGUUGACGUAA